This is a messenger RNA of Styela clava, 775 nucleotides long. Its product is annotated as peripheral myelin protein 22-like. Gene Ontology annotation, cellular component: plasma membrane. The record is from RefSeq and is a predicted model, not a curated record. NCBI's taxonomy places the organism in Eukaryota, Metazoa, Chordata, Ascidiacea, Stolidobranchia, Styelidae.
AUUGUGUUUGAAUGUCCCCAAAUCACGAAUAGUUUACUGCACUGUAAUACAAUUUACAGGUUCUAGUUUAAGAAAAGAAAAUGACAAUGAAAGUUUUAGCGAUAUGUGGCUUGGCUGUCGGAUUUGUAUCAUUCGUUAUGGGAGUUGUUGGAUUAUGUACAAACAACUGGCGAACAGGAGAUACCCAUUCAAUUGGUUUAUGGAAAAGAUGCGAAGCUUCAGGUUGCAAUGAUAUACAAGUUGGACAGAAGAAACAAGAAUACUUCGCAUUUGAGACUAUCCGAGGCUUUGGCAUACUAGCUGUGGCAAUGGCAUUUGCGGGAAUGGUGUUUGGAAUUGUAUCUUUGAUCAAAACAAAGAAAAUUGGUCCAUCAGUCGUUGCAACAUUUUAUAUGAUGGGAGCUUUAUUCAGCCUUAUCUGUGCGUCGGUAUUCACAAGUCUAAGUCACUCUGUCAAUACAUCUUGGGGAUAUUCUUUCAUUCUCACAUGGAUCGCAUUUCCACUCUCUCUCAUUGCUGGUGUUAUGAUGAUAGUCGUAACGUUCUCAACCAAAGAUGACGAAUAAUAGACCACACUUUUUUACAAAAUUUUUGGAAAAACAUUUUAUAGUUUUUAUUACUCCUGAUUUUACCUCACCUUACUUUUCCAAGAUAGUUUAUGAAUCAUACUUGAGGCAUCAUUCAAUUUUAAAUGCAUUGUUAUUUUAUUGAGAAGUGGAAACUACAUCUUACGAUGAUAUCAGUAGAAAUUGUGAUACCUAAUGCUUUUACCUAA